Molecule: messenger RNA, 684 nt
Organism: Erythranthe guttata (spotted monkey flower)
Lineage: Eukaryota; Viridiplantae; Streptophyta; Magnoliopsida; Lamiales; Phrymaceae
Product: pathogenesis-related genes transcriptional activator PTI5-like
Biological process (GO): regulation of DNA-templated transcription; ethylene-activated signaling pathway
Molecular function (GO): DNA-binding transcription factor activity; DNA binding
Source: RefSeq, a predicted model, not a curated record
CCAAAGACGUGUUUGAACUUUGGCAAUAAAUAUCAAUUUGAAUUUCGCAACAACAAAGAACAAUCAAAACACGAUUUUUCUGUUUUCUCGAUUCCGCAUUUUCCGCACCCCUCUUUAAAUAGACCCCAAAAAAAAUAGAAAGAGAAAACCUCAAAAAUCCCGCCAUGGAUUUAUGCCGGCAAACUGAGUAUCUACCUCUAAACGAGAACGAUUCACAAGAAAUAGUACUACAGCAAGUUCUCAACGAGGCCGACGCCCUGAACACCUCCCGCCGCCACCGCCACCGCCGCCAUCUCCUCCGGCCGUCUCCGUCCAAUUCCAUUGCAAAGAAUCGCCACUACAGAGGCGUGCGGCGGCGUCCGUGGGGCAAAUUCGCGGCGGAAAUCCGCGAUUCCGCCCGGCAAGGGGCUAGGGUUUGGCUGGGCACCUUCGAAACAGCCGAAGCAGCUGCUCUGGCUUACGAUAGAGCCGCUUUUAAAAUGCGCGGCGCCAAAGCCCUGCUCAAUUUCCCUCCUCUAAUGGUGGCUCCUUCUUCAUCGGUUAAUAACUCAGAUCAAGACACAGUUAUAUAACUAUAUGCUCGUUAGUAUCAUGUAUGUAUAAUGUAAGUAUAUAUAGUUGUUUAGUUUCACGCGCGGCUUGUUUGUUGUUUCUCUUUUGAUCAUUGUUUUGAUCCAUCUUUUA